Molecule: messenger RNA, 237 nt
Organism: Ostertagia ostertagi
Lineage: Eukaryota; Metazoa; Nematoda; Chromadorea; Rhabditida; Trichostrongylidae
Source: the annotation of a GenBank genome assembly
AUGAUUGCGAUAAGAACACCAACAAGCCAAUGCACCGGUAUUCUGGUGACUCGCCGACAUAUCAUUACGGCUGCUCAUUGUUUCGGUAAUAUGGAGAAUGGAUGCAGCGCUGAAACCAUGGAGUCGCUCGAAAAAGUGGUUGAAGGAACAAAAGUCAUGGUUGAUGGCGUUUGUUCUGAGGUGAACAAGGGGGAGAAAUGCAGUAAAAAGGAUAUCGGCUUAUUUAUGAAAAUCAAA